AAUCAGUCAAUAUUUUACACCUGCACAUGGUAAUGACACAGGUGGUUGAUAUAACAAUUUCGUAAAUAUUUGCUCAAAAUUAUAAAUUGGGGUGUUUUAAUGUUGUGAAAGCAGCUCUAAAAAAAUGAAUGGAAUAGGAUUCCUCAUCCUGUUACUUCUCGUACAAUUAUCUUUUACAUUUGAACGUAAAUGCAAACUUUACAAGACAUGCUAUAUCGACGCUAAAGGCCAUGGACACAGUUGCGUGGGGGAUGUUAUUGACCCAGUACCAUUUGACAAAACCGACCCGAUUCAAGCUAAGGCUUAUGAGCUGGUCAAACAAUAUUGUCCUAGUCUUUAUGAGAAUAAUACUGAUGAAGCUUUGUGUUGUGAUGCUUCUCAAGUCGCAACUAUGAUAGACGGCUUCCAGAAUUCUGCUCCAUUUGCCAGAUGUCCUACCUGUGUUAAGAAUAUGCAAAAAUUUUAUUGUACAUUUACAUGCUCUCCUUAUCAAAGCUCCUUGGUUGCCAACUAUACCAGCAAGACUGAAGAUGGAAAAACUUAUGUCGACACUCUAACUUUGGCGGCAAGAGAUAGAACACUUGAAGGUAUUUACAAUUCUUGUAAAGAUGUUUCUUUGCCUAGCACCGGAGAAGCAGUAAUGCAAAGUGCGUGUGGGGUCUAUGGAUCUAUUUGGUGUACUGCAAAAAGAUUUUUUGAUUAUAUUGAUGAUCCGGAUCAAAAUCCUUUUGCCCCAUUUAGAAUUUACUUUGCUGAUAGGGGAACAGAUAGUCCGCUGGAUUUUGUAGUUCCUUCAUGUGACCAGGCUUAUGAAGGUUCCUCCGCAUGUACCUGUUCUGAUUGUCCAGUAAACUGUCCAGCGAAUCCUUAUGAAAGGUUAACAGUCGACCAUUAUAUUUUUGGCAAUAUAAAUAAAUAUACUUUUUAUAUUUCGAUUGCGUUCUUAACAAUAGGAUUUUUAACCUUUUUUGGUACAAUGGCUAUUUCACAUUUGUUUAAAUUUGGACGAAAUCGAGUUGAAGCUGAAACACCGCAAGGAAAAUGUGUAACUCUUAGGGAAAAAGUUCAUAUUUUUCUCUAUAAGUUCUUCAAAGCUUGGGGUACUUUUAUGGCUACCAAAAGAUAUGCAGUUGUUAUACUAAGCCUCAUCGUAAAUGUUGCAUUGAGUUUUGGAAUACUUUCCCUAAACGUAACCACAGAUCCAAUAGAGUUAUGGGCAUCGCCAACGAGUCGAAGUCGAAUCGAAAAGGACUUUUUUGAUACUAAUUUUAAACCUUUUUAUAGGACAAACCAGAUAUUUAUCAAGACUGUGGCUAUGAGUUCAUUUUUCUUUGAAUCCACCUAUGGAGGAAACCUAAUGCUUGGGCCAGCUUUUAAUGCAACUUUCUUGGAAGAGGUUUUCCAGUUGCAAAAGCAAAUAGAAAAUAUUACUGUAGAAGUUGAUAACAUAACUAUUGGACUCAAAGAUAUAUGUUAUUCGCCAUUGAGAACGCCAUUUUAUAGCAAAAGAACUAUAAAUGAAUGCACCGUUAUAUCUUUACUAGGGCUUUUCGAAAAUGAUAUCGAUACUUUUAAACAAGAUCCACAUUCUAGUACAGAGAAAAUUAUUGGGUGUUUACAGGCUCCUGCUUCGAUAAAUUGCUUGGCUCCUUAUGGAGGGCCCAUUAUGCCAGGAGUGGCGAUGGGUGGUGUUACUCAGGAUGACCACUUAGAUGCUUCUAGUGUUUCUUUAACUUUUAUUGUUGCUAAUAGUGUUAAGGAAAGUGACUUGACUGGUGCUUAUGCUUGGGAAAAAGCCUUUAUAGAAUUUAUGGAAAAAUGGGAUGCAUCUGAAGACAAGCCAAAUUUUUUGGAUAUAGCCUACAGUGCUGAGAGAUCUGUACAAGACGAAAUCCAACGUCUUUCUUCUUCUGAAGCCUUCACUGUGUACACUAGCUACUUAGUAAUGUUCAGCUACAUAGCUCUAGCAUUGGGAAAAAUGGUUAGCCUGAGCAUUAAAGAAUUUAUGUUGGAAACCAAAAUUUUGCUUGCCAUUGGAGGUAUCGCCAUUGUUAUAAUGUCACUUACUUCCGCUAUUGGAGUUUGUUCUUACUUGGGAAUAACCACAACAAUGCUGACUCUAGAAGUUAUUCCUUUUUUGGUAUUGGCUGUUGGUGUGGAUAAUUUGUUUAUAAUUGUGCAGGCUCAUCAAAGAAGAAUCGUGGCAUCAGACUUAACAAUACCGGAAUCGAUAGGUGAAACUUUAGGUAAAGUUGGACCCAGCAUGUUGCUUACAAGUGGUUCGGAAAUCUUAUGUUUUUCGAUUGGGUCUCUAUCAACAAUGCCAGCAGUAAAAACCUUUGCAGUUUACGCCACCGUUGCUGUUGCAUUAAAUUUUAUAUUACAAAUGACCGCUUUCAUUGCACUUUUCAGUAUAGAUCAAUCUCGUUAUAUGAAUAACCGUUUGGAUGUCUUGUUUUGCAUAAGCUACAAGUCGACGAAGUCUUUGAGGCCACCGAUCAUACAUACAUUCUGGAAAGAGAAAUUUACACCGAUUAUUAUGAAAUAUCCCAUGAGAAUAAUCAUCAUAAUAAUUUUCCUAAUAUCAACCUGCUCAUGCAUUUUAAUCGCUCCUUCCAUUGAACUGGGAUUAGAGCAAGAAAUUUCCAUGCCAACCGAUAGUCAUGUGGUUAAAUAUUUCAAGUACUUGAAUAGUUUACUUGGAACUGGUGCUCCAGUUUAUUGGGUCACUAAAGGAAAAGUGGACUAUUCUAAUACAACAAUAAGCAAUAGGGUGUGUAGCGGUGUUGGUUGUUUGGAUAAUUCUAUAGUGACUCAACUAUAUCUAGCUGCUAAGUCAGAAAACAUAACAUAUAUUUCAACCCAAUCAAAUUCCUGGAUAGACGAUUUCUACGAAUGGGCCGACACAACAAAAUGUUGCAGAUCAUUCAAGACGAACUCCUCAUUCUGUCCGCAUACUUAUCCAAAUUCAAUUUGCGAUCCGUGCGAUAUCGAUGCAGUUAAUUUAACAAAACCAGAAUACUACUCGAAAUAUUUACCCUAUUUUCUGAUGGACAAUCCGGAUCCUGCUUGCGCCAAAGGUGGCCAUGCUUCGUAUUACCAAGGAAUGUCAUUUUCAACAGACGAUACCGGGGAAAUUAGUGUGGCAGCGUCCAGCAUAAUGGGUUAUCAUGCGGUACUGAAAAACUCAUCAGAUUAUAUAGCAGCUCUUAAAUAUGCCAGACAUAUUGGGGAAAGCUUAACGAAAACUUUGGAUCAAGAGGGUGUAGAGAUUUUCCCCUACAGUGUAUUCUAUGUCUACUAUGAACAAUACCUAACAAUAUGGCAAGAUUUACUGGAAAAUUUGACCUAUUCUCUACUCAUAGUAUUUGCAGUUUCAUUUAUCGCCACUGGUUUUGACGUUUUCGCUGCUACCAUCAUUUUAUUGACGGUUUCGAUGAUUGUUUUGCAUAUGAUGGGAUGGAUGUACAUGUGGAAUAUUUCUUUGAAUGCUAUUUCAUUAGUGAACAUAAUUAUGAGUGUAGGAAUUGCUGUUGAAUUUUGUGGACAUUUAGUGCAUUCGUUUGUGGCAUGCUCAAAACAGUCCUCACUUGAUAGGGCCACAUAUGCUUUAGGAAAUAUUGGAAGUUCGAUUCUAGCUGGCAUAACACUGACUAAAUUCUCUGGCAUUGCAGUACUGGCAUUUUCCAGAUCGCAAAUAUUCCAAAUAUUCUAUUUCAGGAUGUAUUUGGGAAUAGUUAUCAUUGGAGCUUUACAUGGUCUUAUAUUUUUGCCUGUAUUUUUGAGUUUUGUGGGACGUGUCAAAUAUACUCCCUAAUAGUUUGAGGCCCAAUUUAGAAUUACCUAAUAAUAUUAGUUCCUGUAAAUUAAUUUUAAUAUUUAAUAAUUAAAUAAAAAAUUAAACUAAAAGUAUUUUUAUUUUAUUAAUUAAAUUUAUUCUAAGAACAUUAAUAAAUUAAAUUAUAAUUUCAAAGGCACAAGUCUGA
This is a messenger RNA of Ceutorhynchus assimilis (cabbage seed weevil), 3986 nucleotides long. Lineage: Eukaryota; Metazoa; Arthropoda; Insecta; Coleoptera; Curculionidae. The record is from the annotation of a GenBank genome assembly.